AUGGUUAUGUAUGAAGAGGGUUUUGUGGUGAAUUCACGAGGCAUGAAACUGUUCACUUGUGUAUGGAAACCGGUUAAGCAAGAACCAAAGGCCAUGCUCUUCCUCUGCCAUGGCUAUGCAGUGGAAUCCAGCAUCACUAUGAACAGCACUGCGACGAGGCUAGCCAAGGCUGGUUUUGCGGUUUAUGGAAUGGACUAUGAAGGACAUGGAAAAUCCGAGGGAUUAAAUGGUUACAUCAAAAAGUUCGAUGAUCUAGUAGAUGAUGUCUCUAUUCACUACUCUACAAUUUGUGAGAAAGAAGAGAAUAAAGGGAAGAUGAGGUUUCUACUAGGAGAAUCCAUGGGAGGUGCAAUUGUGUUGCUCUUAGCUAGAAAGAAGCCUGAUUUUUGGGACGGUGCCGUUUUGGUAGCACCCAUGUGUAAGUUAGCAGAAGAGAUAAAGCCACAUCCACUAGUGAUCUCAAUUCUCACCAAGCUUGCAUUGUUGAUUCCAACAUGGAAAAUAGUUCCAGGAAACGAUAUUGUCGACAUUGCAGUUAGAGAACCACAUAUAAGAAAUCAGGUAAGGGAGAAUGAGUAUUGCUAUAAAGGCAGGCCUCGCUUGAAAACCGCCUACGAACUCUUGAUGGUUAGCUUGGAUCUCGAGAAAAAUCUUCAUCAGGUAUCGAUUCCUUUUAUCGUUCUUCAUGGAGAAGAUGAUAAAGUGACAGACAAAAGCAUAAGCAAAAUGCUAUACGAGAUGGCUUCAAGCUCGGACAAAACAUUCAAGCUUUACCCUAACAUGUGGCAUGCUUUGUUAUUUGGGGAAACUCCUCAGAAUUCUGAUAUUGUGUUUGGUGAUAUCAUAAAAUGGCUCGAGGAUAGAGCCUCCGACUCAAGCCAAAGAUUAGAGAAUGAGCUAAAACAUAGGAAUGAUGGACUGUUAAAGCAAAAAUAA
Messenger RNA from Arabis nemorensis, 936 nucleotides. The record is from the annotation of a GenBank genome assembly. NCBI's taxonomy places the organism in Eukaryota, Viridiplantae, Streptophyta, Magnoliopsida, Brassicales, Brassicaceae.